UGAGGCUGACGAUCAUCCGCGGAAGGAGAGAGCUAGAUGCCUCCUCGUCAGGAAUUAGGCAAGGCGGUGGAAGCUGUUCUACUCUAAUACAGCUUUGUUCAGAAUAAUCGCAAUGUAAGAGAUGUGGUUCACAACGGGCAGACUCCCGCUGCUGAUGCAGAAGGCGACCUUUGCCAUCAGGGCAGCAGGGAAAAUGGGUGGAUGCUCCAGGUAUUGUGGAGUGAGAUUCUCACUUGAAGAGGCUGAGGAUGCUCCUAGAAAAGUUGCUCCUCCAGCGUCCCUGGCCAAAAGCUUAGCUUGCCUUACAGAAGAGUUUUUGUCAGCAGAUAAUCAGAAUGCCGAGAUGCCGAGAGCCCAAAGGAGCAAGAGAUUGAUUGAGGUUCGCAUCAAGAAGAUGACGAAAGCGCGAUAUCUAAAUGAGAAAUUUUAUGAUCUUAUGGAUUUGGUUAUUGCUAAUGCAGAGGUUCUAAGGGAUUGCUAUGAUCUUGUGCGCUUGAACUCUCAUGUUGAACUGGCAUCACAGAAGGACAACCUUUGCUUUUAUACCAUGGCAGAACAGCUUAGGAAUGGUGAUUUUGAUGUGAAGGAAAAUAGUGUGAUUAUGUAUGGAAAGAGGGAUGGGAGACAAUGCUUGGUUCUUCCUAAUCUUAAGUUGAGAGUUGUACAAGAGGCAGUCAGAGUUGUACUUGAGGUUGUAUACAGGCCACAUUUCUCGAAGAUUUCUCAUGGCUGCAGGAGUGGAAGGGGGCAUCGUUCAGCACUGAGAUAUGUUCAGAAGGAGAUUCAUAAUUCUGAUUGGUGGUUUACAAUAUCUAUGAGAAAGGUUGCAGACAUAGAUGUUCUUUCCAAACUGAUAUCAGUGAUGGAGGAAAAAAUUCAAGAUGUGAAGUUAUUUCAAUUCAUUUAUCAGUUAUUUGAUGCUCAGGUUCUUAAUUUGGUGUUUGGGGUAUUCCCAAAGGGCCAUGGGUUGCCUCAGGAAGGAAUUCUCUCCCCUAUUCUGAUGAAUAUUUAUCUCGGUAUGUUUGACAGUGAAGUAAUUAGAAUGUCAUUGAGAUAUGAAGGCCUGGGCGUUGGUUGCAGUGGGGAGAAAUUUUUAGAACAGUCGAAGCUACGGUGGUGGUUUCGCAGACAAAUAAAACAAAGUGGUGAUUCCCGCAGAGAGAAAUUGGAGGUUACUGAAGAAAAUAAACUGCAUGUAUGCAGAAACAUGGAUGAGAUUGUGGUUUUGGUUUCAGGUUCUAGAGAUGCUGCAAUGAGUUUGAAGUCGGAUAUAGUAAACUUUCUAAUGAGCUCACUUCUUUUAGAUGUGGAAAAUCAGAUGGAUCCGCUACCUGUUGAUGUUGACUCUCAUGUUUUGCAAUUUGUUGGUACAUCUAUUCGGGUUAGAACUAGAGAAGACGAGGCCUUGCGAGCUGUGCACAAAUUGAAGGAUAAGGUGCAGAUGUUUGCUUCUCAAAGACAGAAAAUUUGGGGUUCUUUUACCGUAAGAAUUGGUAAAAAAUGGCUGGGAUGGGCUUUGAGAAGAAUAAAAGAAUCCGAGAUCAAGCAGCUUGGGCUUAGCACUCCUAUUUUGGAUCAUCUAUCACAGUUUCGAAAACCAGGAAUGAAAACUGAUCAUUGGUUUAAGUCAUUGAUGAAGAUAUGGAUGCAAGAUGUAAAUGCCAAGGUUGAAGCUGAUGAGGAAACCAUACUAUCCAAGUACAUUGUUGAACCAGCGCUGCCUCAAGAUCUGAGGGAUUCUUUCUAUAAUUUCAGAAAGCAAGCAAUGGACUAUGUUUCAUCAGAAUCAGCCGCAAGUCUUGAAUUGCUUAAAAGUUCCAUAACCGAAACCAGAUCUGAUCGGCACGGCAAUCAAAAGAUGUUUGUUUUGGAGGCGCCAAUUGGUUCGGUUAAGAGGAGCCUGCUUAGAUAUGGUGUGGUUGGCACUCAAGGUUAUCCAAAGCACGUUUCUACGUUAGUCCUGCAAGAUGAUGAGCUAAUAAUAUGUUGGUUUUCAGGCUUGAUUCAGAGAUGGCUAAAAUGGUACUCUGAAUUCGAAAACUUUGGCUACAUCAAGCUUUUGAUACUCCAGUGUGUGAGGAAAUCCUGUACUCGGACGUUGGGAGCAAAGUAUCAAGUGGCUGAAGAAGUGAUUGAGAAAAACUAUGAUUCAGAAUUGAGCUGCAUUCCUAACACAGAUGAGUUGGAGACUGAAAUGGCUUCAGCACCAUAUGGCAUUUCUGAUAGUUUUGAUAAUGAUGAUGAUGAAGCCCUUAGUUAUGGAACUUUUAACAGUGGAUUGUGCUUGUUGUCGUUUUCAAGAGUUAAAGUACCAGCUAGAGUAUUUAACUGCUUUGUAAUGGGAUGUACAGCUGCAUCACCAAGCAUGUAUAAGCUCCAUGUGAAAGAGAGGCAAAGGUUUCCUGGUUGGAAGACUGGAUUUUCUUCAUCCAUUCAUCCAAGCUUGAAUCGAAGAAGGAUUGGAUUGUGUGACCGGCAUGUUAAAGCAUUAUAUCUUGGACAGAUUUCACUUCAAUCUAUAGAAUUUGGUGCCUUGAGGAAAUUAUGAGUACUUGAUAUGUAGUUUGUAACUAAUUUUGAGGAAUUGAAGGGGUUUAUCUGAGUCAAAUCAAACUUGAUCGGGAAAAGUCUAAGUCUGUGUUACCCAAAAGGGAAACUCUAGGGCAUAAAUAGAGGUUGAAAAUUGUUGCUGGAGUUGUUUAGUAGAUUUGCACAUUCAGUAUCUCUAAGAUCUUAUAGGUGCCUCAUUAUGUCAUCC
Molecule: messenger RNA, 2758 nt
Organism: Phalaenopsis equestris
Lineage: Eukaryota; Viridiplantae; Streptophyta; Magnoliopsida; Asparagales; Orchidaceae
Biological process (GO): mRNA processing
Source: RefSeq, a predicted model, not a curated record